Vespula pensylvanica (western yellowjacket) is the source of this 4171-nucleotide messenger RNA. It is a transcript of the gene Teh2, whose product is annotated as protein tipE. Gene Ontology annotation, molecular function: sodium channel regulator activity. The transcript is spliced from 4 exons. The record is from RefSeq and is a predicted model, not a curated record. Gene Ontology annotation, biological process: regulation of sodium ion transport. Lineage: Eukaryota; Metazoa; Arthropoda; Insecta; Hymenoptera; Vespidae. The coding region runs from base 481 to 1206 and encodes 241 amino acids.
AGGAAAAAAGACAGAAAGAAAGAAAGAAAGAAAAAAAAGGGAAAUAAAAGAAAUUUGACAAAUAUCUCUCCGUGUCGUAAAAAAAAAAAUAAAUAAAUAAAAUAAAACUCGCUGGCCUAUCCGAUAUUACUACGCCGCCUUGUUUGCUUCCUGAGGAGAAUAAAAAACUAACAAAAAGAAAAAAAAUAGAAAAAAGAAAAGCAAAGAAGAAAAAAGAUCGAAUUACGAUGUUCAUAGUACGAGAUCUACCGAUCGAUCCUUUCUCCUCGAUUAUAUCGCUUUGAGACUUCGCCUGGGAUAAGAGACAUAAUUUUUUCAAAUUAAUUCGACGGCAAAAUUCGAACAAUCGAAUUUUUAACGACGAGAGUCACCGUGGCUCCGUCGAUCGCAGAUAGUAAAGUUCGUCCGAAUCGACGUAAGCGGGGUCUUCGUGACCCUGAAAAAAUACCAAUCAUUGAUUCCGACGAGUCAACAGUUAUCAUGGGUGCCCAGGAAGAGGACACCAAAUCUAGUAAAUCGAGUGCCAUCGGUGGUGUCAUACCGAUGGCAAAGGUUGCUACAUUGGUGGAAAAAGCGAAAUUUUACACGUCUCUCUGCUUGGGCACCACCGCCAUUCUCGCGGUCUUUGCUUUUCUAUUCUUGAUACCGUUCGUCGUCGAGCCAGCAAUCUCGACGAUUCUUGCGGAUUUUUCACCGCACGCAGUCGCCUGUAUCACCACGGAACACGUUUAUGCGGAAGGCUUGAAGAAUUGUUCAUGGGCGAGUUGUAGAGAAGGUUGCACGAGUGCGGCGUUACGAUGCCAUCAGAUCAAAGUAAAUUACACGAGGUUACCUUACGAAGAAUUUAUGAAAAAACCUAUUGGUUCUAUACCAUGGGACGUGGGCGAUACGAAAUUUUUUGUUAACACGGAAGGUUGCGGCUAUCCACCGAGAGUUAAUUGUUCCGAUUUUGCAAAGAAAUAUGGUUAUCGUAACAUAGGAAAAAUAUUUCCAUGCUAUUACAGUAGAACACAUCCAGAAACGGUAGUAGCAAGGUAUUCUUGGGACGAAAAUUUGAAACAUCUCGUGCUGGCGUUGGUCGUACCAAUAGUCUUAUUUGCUGUCUCUCUUGGUGUACUGUGCUAUUGGUAUUGCCCACCCGUUAGAAAGACCUGUGGUGGACCUAGUCGAAACCUCAUUGACAAAUACGACAGAAAGGAAGAGUAAGUAACGUCAUCCUCGGAGAGGAUGAGUUUGAAGAGGACGAAGAGGAGUACUGACUGCUACCACGGGCUCACCCCCCGGCACGGGAGUGACGCCAGACAUAUUAUCAAAACGACUCCAGCGUACUUUACGUUUGAAAAUUUAAGCGAAAUAUUUCAGAUACGCGUCGAUCAAAACGUUCGAUAACCAAAAAAUGAUUUCGAAGAAAAAGAAAAAGAAAAAGGAAAAGAAAAGAAAAAAAAAAGCGAUCAGAGAGACAUCGUCGCAUUCGCUCGUUGCUUCCCAUUCAUCGCCAAUUUCGAUAUAUUUGACUUUCUCGUCUCUUUCGAUUACUAUUCCGCUUUAUUACGAUUAAUAUAGUAAGCAUGUAUGAAAGUUUAGCGAUAAUACGAAUCUUUUCUCUUUCUCUUCCUCUCUUUCUCUCUCUCUCUCUCUCUCUCUCUUUUUCUUUUUAAUUCUGAUUCUAAACGAAGCUUCGAAUAAAACAGUUGCUACGUAACGAUAUCAAAUGAAAGUUUAAACGUUUUUCUAAAAGAGAAAAAAAAAAGGAAAAAGAAAAAAAGACGAUUUUAUUCCUUCUAGGCCUCUAGAACCAUUAAUCCUCUUUGCACAUAGACAAACGAUAGUACGAUAAUACUUUGCACCAUUUCUUUAAAUUUCCGCGAUAUACUCUUCGCGAUAUUUGGAUAAACGAAAAAUAUAUAAGAAAAGAGAGAAGGAAGAAGUACGAGCAGAGCUUCUCGUGUCGCAAUUUUACGAAGGCAAUAAUUCGACUCCAAUCUUUAAAAACGGAGACGUUAACGGAGUAUGAAUCUUAAAUUUUACGAGGUAAAGUAAGUCGAGAGUCGAGUUUGAGGAACGCCUAGAUCGUCUACCAGUAUUCUAAAACACGAUUCGAAAGUGUUCGUCGUGAUCAAGCCGCGCCUUCCCACGUAUACACACGUGAUGUGUUUAUCAUAAAGAGUAAUAAAGAGAAUAAAAAUAAAUAAUUAAAUAAAUAAAUAAACAAACAAACAAAUAAGAUGAUAUCGAAGAGAAUGAUCUAAAAGAGUGAACAUUCCGAAGAAAGGAAAAAAAAAAAAUGUAAAAAUGAGAAGAGGCGAAGUUAUCAAAGCGGUACGCUUUCAAGCAGCAUACGUUUUUACUAGAAUAAGCAGUUUGUGAUAAAAAAAGAAAAAACAAAAAGACGGCAAAAGCAACCAAAAAAAGAAAAUGGAAAGAAAAGUAAGAAAAAUAAUACGGAGUAAAAGAAUCAGAAGAGAGCAAAUCGUAUGUUAAGUGACGUUUAAGCUGCCCCUCUCGAUGUUAAGUCGUUUCUAAAGGCAAAGGGACAGGGAAAUCGAUGCCGCAAGUGCCAGAGCUUUCUUCUACUCGAUUCUCUCGGAAAGCUUUCUUUCAUGCGAGAUCGUAUUUCCCAGGAAUAGCUUCGAUAACGUUUGAUUCGUCGUAUGUAAUUGUGAUUUUUCACAGAAAAAAUGUAUGUGUGUAUGUGUGUUAUAUUCGUCUCGUGUCGUCGUUCGACGAUAGUUCAAAUUAUUGAAAUUAAAUAAAUUACGGAAAGGGAUAUAAAAUGUUAUGGAGAAAUAUUUAAAGAGAUUAUCGAUAAAAGCAAAUUUUAAGAGAUUCGAUAUAUAUAUAUAUAUAUGUAUACACGUAUAUAUACACAGAUAUAUAUAUAUAUAUAUGUGCGUGUGUAUGUAUAUAUAUGUAUAAAUAUAUGAUUGUUGAAAUUUAGAUUAUCGUCGAUCGUAUUCCGAUUAUAAAUAAAAAUAAGAAGAAUUUAAAAAAAUGUAAAAAAGAAGGAAGAAAGAUCGCAGGCGAACGACGACACGUUCGAUUCUAGGACUUCUUAUCGCACCAAAAAAUUUUAGACUAAGUCUAACUCGUUAAGCGAAGUCUGUGAAUAUUAUCUUAUUAAUUAGUUGUUAAACAAUCGAUCGUAAGUAUUGUUACAAAUUUUAUACGCGGGCGCGCACGCUCACGCAGUGCUAGUCGUUAAGAAAUGAAUAGGAAAAUAAAUGCAUUUAAGCGCACGUGUGCAUGUGUACGUGUGUACGUGUGUGCGUGUGUAUGUGUUUCUGUUUGUAUGCGUAAACGAAUAUGAAUUAUUAAGUUAAAUGUUUUUGGUGGUCGAGCGAUUUGCAUUUCUGUAAGCUACGAAACAAGCUUAAUGCGAGUUUUUACAUUGUUCUAGCAAUAAUUUUCGCGAUUAAUGAACAAUUAAAUUGUUCGUCUCUAUGGUGAGGAAGAAAAGAAAAAAGAAAAAGAAUUUCGUAAAUCUUAGUCAUUAUUAACGAUAUAGUAUAGAUUAUAUAUUUUUGGAAAACUUAUCAAUGAUUCGUGCAUGAUUCGUCGAUUUAUUUCAAUAAUCCCACAGAAUGUUUCGAAGUUUAUGGAAAGUAUUUCGCAUACCUCGUAUUUUACAAUGGUUGUAAAUUCUUUAUUAUGCCUAACUCGAGGUAGGUGUCAACGUAAUAGAAAGAAGAAUUAGAUUCUUUCUCUCUCUCUUUCUCUCUCUCUGCAUCUGAUUUUUUUUGACUAAUACCAAAGAGUUAUGGCACUCAUUCCCCUCUCGAAGCUUGCUAAUAAUCGAUUUCUAUUCAUUGCAUAUUAUAAACGUAGAAAAGUGUUUGAUAAAUGAUAGAAGGAAAUAAUUGUUUUAUUUUAUGGGUCUCCUUCGUUAAUUUUCUUAUUUGUUUUUUCUUUUCUACGAUUAACUUAAUAUACCUAACGAAUAUCAUCGAAGAUGAAGCAUUUUAACGGCGAAGUAUGAAGAUUUAAAAAAGCUCUUUCGAAAAGAUCCGUUCUUAAAUCAUAUCGAUGUGUUGCUUAAGAAUUUUUAAGGAUGUUUGUCGUAUUUUAGUGCCAAUUCUUCGAUUCAUCAGAUCGAUAGGUCCAUACGUACGUACCUUGUUAGGCCGUAGGUGUUUAUGAUUAAAGAACGGCGAGUGAUAACAAAAUUAACAAA